UACCACUGAGUACAUUAAAGUGAAAACACAGGAUCUGCUGGCAAUGUCGCUUUGCUUUGUGAUGAAGUUAAACCGGCGGUUCAGGCUGAGGAACAUGCUCUACCUCCACAACACAGGACAGCCCUGAACUCUGCACCGUCACCCUCUCCAUCCUCAGCCAUGAGUGUAACCGUAAGCUGAUAGUAUGUGAUCAACAGCACCGUGGCACCCGACAUCCUGCUGCUUCACCACCUCAAUAAAACCUUUCCAGUCUGUUUUGUGAAAAUGGCAGAAAAGGGUUUCAAGUUCAGAGCUCUAAACAGCACCGAGGACGAUGAGCUCCAGCCAGCCGACUUCCCAAUGUCAUCACUAGCAUCCCUCCAUCUCAGGGACGAGGCUGUGGUCAUCAACAAGAGCACCAACCAUAUGGAGGAUAAUCCUGAGCCUCAUUCUGUAUUUCCUGUGAUGAUGUCAUCAUCACUUAACCAAUCACGACAGCAGACAGACAUAUCCAUGGCUACCAGGCCUGAGCCUUCACCAGCAGUUCCAGGUAAGAUUAAAGAGUUCUUGGAGUUCGAGAUGGGCGAAAACGACAGCAAGGCUCGCUCUCACACCGUGACGGCGUUCCUGCAGGACCUCUCCUCCCCAGUUGAUCAUGGCGAUGUGAUUCCUCCACUACAAACCAACAAUGUCAACGAUGGAGAACCUCAACCCAAAAAUAACAUAACCAAAGCGAUGUCAGCAUGUGAGUCCAGCUCUGAUGACAAACAUCUUUGCGAUGCAGAGUGGUACUGGGGAAAUACCUCAAGAGAUGAAGUCAAUGAGUUGAUGAGAAACACUCCUGACGGCACGUUCCUGGUCCGAGAUGCUUCCAGUAAAGUUAAGGGGGAAUACACUCUCACACUGAGGAAAGACGGCUCCAACAGACUGAUAAAGAUCUUCCAUCAUGGGGGGAAGUAUGGCUUCUCUGAGCCACUGGCCUUUCCCUCUGUGGUGGACCUUAUCCAGUAUUACCAGAACAAGUCUCUGGCCCAGUACAACUCUAAACUGGACACACAGCUACUCUACCCCAUAACCAGAUACCAGCAGCAGCAGGUUGCGAUGGAAGUUGACAUUGAGGCAGUUGGAGAACAGCUGAGGAUAUUUCAGGAUCAAUACAGAGAGAAGAGCAAAGAGUACGACCGUCUGUUUGAGAGGUUUAAUCAAACCUCCCAGGAGCUGCAGAGCAAGCGCACAGCCAUUGAGGCUUUCAGCGAAAUCAUUCGGAUCUUUGAGGAGGAGUGUGAAACUCAAGAACGCUACAGCAAAGAAUACAUUGACAUGUUCCUCACACUUGAUAGCAGUACAGAGUCAGACAAGAUUCAAAGCAAUUCAGAUGAGCUGCAGUCUAGGGUGGAGGAGAUCCACAACAGCAAGAAAAAGUUGGAGGAGGAGCUGAGGAGGAAGGCGCUGACUCACAUGGAGGUCGACAAGAAAAUGAGCAGCUUGAAGCCUGACCUUGUGCAGCUUAGAAAGAUCAGAGAUCAAUAUCUGCUCUGGCUCACCCAGCAAGGCACCAGACAGAGCCAGAUUAAUGACUGGCUUGGGAUCAGGAAUGAAGAAGAGGACCCGUACACUCUGGCAGAUGAUAUCGAGCAGGAGGAGAGGAGCUGGUACGCCGGUGGUAUGAGACGUAAGGAGGCAGAGGAGCUACUGAGGGGGAGGAGGGACGGGACCUUCCUGAUCAGAGACAGCCAGACUCAGAGAGGCUCCUUUGCCUGCUCUGUUGUUGUGGAUGGGGAUGUGAAGCACUGUGUGAUCUACAGGACAUCAACAGGUUACGGCUUCGCUGAGCCCUACAACCUGUACCCAUCUCUGAGAGAGCUGGUCCUCCACUAUCGACACACAUCCCUGAUCCAGCACAACCAGCAGCUGAAUGUAACCCUGGCCUGGCCCGCUCUCAGCCAGCAGCCCAGCUGAGACACACCAGCACGCCACCCUGAUGGCAGUUUUCCAAAGCUUCACUGUACGUGCACCACAGACACACCACCAUGGACACCGUUGCCAGGCUCUAACAGGGUACCGGUUAGUGUCAUCACAAUACUGGAAUUUCCAGUUUUAGUGCUUAAAUAUGGAUAUCUAAAAACCCUACACUGGUAAGA
Molecule: messenger RNA, 2120 nt
Organism: Plectropomus leopardus (leopard coralgrouper)
Lineage: Eukaryota; Metazoa; Chordata; Actinopteri; Perciformes; Serranidae
Source: RefSeq, a predicted model, not a curated record